CCUGCGGGAGGUGCUGCUGUACGUGGUGGUGGCCCUCAGCAGGGACAACCCCCGCCUCCUCACGCGGCGGUGGUCGCAGCUGAAGGAGGCCCUGAGGGAUGCCCGAGUCACCGCUGACGAUGUGAUGGACUGCGUCGCGCGCUGCCCCGACCUCGCGGGGAUAUUGGUGGACCUUGUCGGGGGCGAGAUCUGGCACGUUCGGCACGGUCGCCAUGUCGCCACAGUGGCUGAAAUGCUCUCGUCCAUCUCGUGUGGUGUCCAUGUUCGUCCAUCUCGUGUGGUGGUGGACAUGAAGGCCGCGGACCUGAGGGGGGCGCCGUGGGGGGAGCUCUUGGAGGCGGCAAAGGGCGUGGAGGUCGAGCUUAGGCUGUCAAGCCCUGACGACUACGAGACCCACGACGACCUCGUCAAGAAGCUGCGCGGCAGCAGGGUGUGGCUGGAGGAGUUCAGCGGCUGCGUGGGCACCUCCGCUGGUGUGGCCGCCCUUGCGUCUGUGGCGAGCUGCGCUGGCCUCACCAUCCGCAUGGCGGCGCCCCUGGACCUCAGCGCCCUCGAGGAAAAAUACAAAAACCUCGUGGUGUACACGCGCCCCCUCUCGCCCCCUGGCCCCCCCUCCUCAACAGAGCCGCCCACCUCCUCCCCGCCAUGGCUGUGCUUGGAGGGGGCGGAUGAGGGGUCCUUGGGGACCGUGGCCCACACCAACGACCCCCUCCCCCCCUAUGACAUGAGAUUGAGCCAGGACGGUAUGGCGGCCGCCCUCGCCUCAUCGGCCCACAGAGCUGGCCUCGACAUCUGGGCGAAGCCCCAGGAGCUCGGCGUCUUUAUGCGGAAAUUCAUGCAGCACUAUAUGAACCCCACGUGGCCGCUGCCCCCCUCCCCCCCACCAGUGCUGGUUGUGGAUGGAGCGGACGAAGGGUCCUGGGGGGCCGUGGCCCACACCGCAAUCUCCCUCGCCCCCCCUCGCAAGAGGUUCAGGGAGCUGUGGCUGCGCGACUGCAGGCUGCGUGAAGAGGAGCUGUCGCGGCUGCAGCAGAAGCUAAGAGAUGAAGGCGUGAGAACGGCCGACGAGGUCGACACGCGCGCUGGUGCUGGCGGGUGA
This is a messenger RNA of Hyalella azteca, 1099 nucleotides long. RefSeq lists its product as uncharacterized. The record is from RefSeq and is a predicted model, not a curated record. The annotation marks the transcript as partial. NCBI's taxonomy places the organism in Eukaryota, Metazoa, Arthropoda, Malacostraca, Amphipoda, Hyalellidae. The transcript is spliced from 7 exons.